GAUAGCAAAACUGUAUGGUUCAGUGAAAACUGUGCUUUCUGUAAAAGCAGUUUUAUUCAGAAGCUCCAACCAAGUGGCAUCUAUAACUGAUCGGUCUAUACUGGAAUCCUAUCCGAUAAGAGAACAUUUUGUGUGCAGAGUUCCAGAUGAUCAAUGGCUAGCCCUGGGCCAAGCCCAAAAAGACACAAGAGUCAGUCUGAAACCAACGAGAGACGCUUUUGCAUUGAGACACUACUUCAUCUGUUGUAUGGAAAAAAGACUAUUGAGCCAGUUGAUUUGACAAAACUGAAGAAGUCGACAAGCUAUUAUCACGUGGAUAGACAUGAAAACGGCCAUCUAUCCCAUGAUCCCUCGACUAAGCAAGAGGAUCAAAGUUUUUCAUACGCCAUUAAAUCAUUUCCACCGGAAGUGCAGCUUUGUACAUCAUCCAUUCCUGGCGCACGUUAUGGAGUCUGCGCAAAGAGGACUAUUCCUGAGGGGACCUGGAUCGGACCGUACGAAGGCAAACGAGUGAAACCCGAGGACCUUUCGCAAAAUCUCGAUAACUCAUAUAUUUGGGAGGUCUAUGAAAACGGACAGACAUCGUGCUAUAUUGAUGGAAGUGAUGAAAGUACUUCCAGYUGGAUGAGAUAUAUUCGCUGCGCACGCAGUAAGACUGAACAGAACUUGUAUGCCUUCCAGUACCUUGAUAAUGUGUUUUAUCGAUCAUUCAAAGAAAUCUCUCCUGGUACAGAGAUGUUGGUAUGGUACGAUGAUAAGUAUCCUCAGUUUAUGGGUAUUCCCAUGGGUCUGCAGGAAAUCGAAUUUGUCAAUGCCAAUGACAUUGGACAGAACAGGAGAUUAUCCUCCAGAGAACAAGGCAACGAACCUUUUCAAAAGAAUCAAGAUCUAUCUAUACCCCAACGUAACCUUCGAGAUCAAAGCGUUCCUCCAAGUCAGCGGUUAACUGCAUCAAGUCAUGCGUCACAUGUAAGSGAAGCAUCAAGAACAACACAACAUAUUUCUACUGUCACCACCUCACAAGACAACUAUAUUCACUCAACGGUGCCCGCUAGUGCUUAUGGGAAAUCUCAAAGCCAUGUCCCAGUAAACAUAUCGGCAGGAAUUCCUUCGCAAGCUAUUACAGGAAGAGCAUCUGGAAGAGCACAUUCUGGCAUCACUGGAGUUCAUAAUCCAGUUGUCAAAGUACAGACUCUUGAAGAAGGGACAAUACAUUUYGAAAGGGGAGAGGUGCCUUCUCCCCCUGACAGAGACAACGUGACGUCAUCGAGCAUGUCAGUGAAUACAGAAUGGAUGUCACGUGAAAGCGAUAAACUUUACCCACAAGCGCCUGCGAGCGUUUAUUCACGUCCAUCCUAUCAUCCAAGUGACCUAAGCAAUCAGCCAGGUA
Messenger RNA from Exaiptasia diaphana, 1390 nucleotides. RefSeq names its product PR domain zinc finger protein 1. Gene Ontology annotation, molecular function: protein binding. Lineage: Eukaryota; Metazoa; Cnidaria; Anthozoa; Actiniaria; Aiptasiidae. Gene Ontology annotation, cellular component: nucleus. The record is from RefSeq and is a predicted model, not a curated record.